Dibothriocephalus latus is the source of this 371-nucleotide messenger RNA. NCBI's taxonomy places the organism in Eukaryota, Metazoa, Platyhelminthes, Cestoda, Diphyllobothriidea, Diphyllobothriidae. The record is from the annotation of a GenBank genome assembly.
GCCUUGAUCACUGUCGACCCCUGAUCCAGGAGACGAGCAAGAAGCUGCUGAUCAAUCUGCUACGUGUGACCUGUCCACGCAUAGAAGCCCUGCGCCUCUUGUCGCUCCAACUUGAGGUCGAGCGUCAGUCCUGCUCGAAGGCGAUUGCUGCAUUUGCCUCCAGGCUGCCUGCCUUCUGUCUAACUGUUGACGGUGGACCUUGUAGGGACAUCUUUUCUACCCUGCCACGCGUGGACGAGGCCUUCUCCAAUGUGUCCUCUUGUCCAGCCUGGAAGGCCUAUACCACCAGCACCGUUGUUGCCUGUAAACUCACCCCUGUCGAUGCCCCCCUGCUCUUCUCGCACUCCUCCUCCGGAUCUCCCCCCGGCCUU